AUGGAUCCCCAGGCUGUGCAGCCGCUAUUGGCCGCGAGAGUCUUGGACAGGCAAGUGCGCACAGCGAGACCGCAGGCCGGUCAGGCUCCAGCAGCCCCGCACACGUCUAUCGCGGCCUGGGCUUCUCCAGCGGCCACCUUGGUGGCAGCUGGCAAAGUCAUCUCAGCACGCCGUGGAGUGGUCAAGCGACGAGCGACGGACAAGGCGGAUCAAAAGUCGGGACGUCAGAUCUGCAUUGGGCAUGAGGUGACUUUGAAAAAGAGCCUCACUCAGGGAACAUCAAGCUCCAUGGAUGCAUUCAUGCGCGAGAACGCAGCAGAGGUGAGCCUGCAGAAUCUUGAGAAGAUUGUGCCGAAGCCCGGCCAGCCGGAGAUUUUGCAGUGCUUCAUGAAGCCAAAUGACAUCGGCCCCUAUCGCUCGCAGCUCAUGAUGGAGGUCAAGGUGGAGGUUGCUGAGGCGGGUGGAAAGUGCAAUGUGCACAUUCUGGAUAUGCACCCAGGCAAUGUGGACAAGAAGACCGGCGAGGUCACCUUCGAUCCCCAAUACAAGAUGGACAUGGAGUCCGAGAACAUCAUCGAGUGGGUGGAGAACAGUGAAGGAGGUCUGGAUCUGACGAACCACGCCUGGUCCCGGUCGCGGAUGAACCUCCCCUGGUGGUUCCCGCUGCCGGAUUCCUUCGUCGAGAAGGCGUCCAAGCUGAUGACCGGCAGGGUGGUCCGAGAUGGCAUGGCCAAGGUGAAUGAGCAGAUCGAAAGCAAGUUCAGCGCGUGGCUGGUAAACGAGAAGGUAGACGCCUGA
Messenger RNA from Symbiodinium sp. CCMP2456, 798 nucleotides. The record is from the annotation of a GenBank genome assembly. NCBI's taxonomy places the organism in Eukaryota, Dinophyceae, Suessiales, Symbiodiniaceae.